AUGAAUGUCGCUGCCCAGCCUGUUGAAAAACAACACAGCAUCUCUAAGAAAAAUCCUAAAGAGAUCCAUGCUAUACCUAAAUCUGAAGCACAGGAGGGUCCAAAGAUAGAAGCAGUUUACACCCUAGAGGAGUCCUUUGACCAGGAGUGGUGUGGAAGUCUAAAGCAGGGUACAGAGCUGACAUGUGUUAAAGAUGAAGAGGUCCCUCGACUGGAAUGUGUUCCUAUUAAAGAGGAAUUCAUAGAACAGGAAUGUGUCCCCAUCGCAGAGGAAGUUCCUGCUGAAAAUAAUGUCUGUACACUUGAGGAGAACAAGAAGCUGGGAUCCAGCCUGUGUGAUGAUUGUCCACCUGAAUGUGAACUGGGAUUUAGAGCUAAAGGAAAUCUCAAAGGAGAGAAAUCUCAUCGCUGCACAGUGUGUAGGAAGAUAUUCAGUCGUUUAUCACACCUUAAAAAACACCAGCACAGUCACAGAGGAGAGAAACCUCAUCAGUGUUCUGAGUGUGGGAAGAGUUUCAGUCGUUUAUCACACCUUAAAAAACACCAGCACAGUCACAGAGGAGAGAAACCUCAUCACUGUUCUGAGUGUGGGAAGAGUUUCAGUCGUUUAUCACACCUUAAAAUCCACCAGCGCAUUCACACAGGAGAGAAACCUCAUCACUGCACUGAGUGUGGGAAGAGUUUCACAAAUUUAGGAAAUCUUCAGUCACACCAGCGCAUUCACACAGGAGAGAAACCUUAUCACUGUACUGAGUGUGGGAAGAGCUUCAGACGGAUAGAUAGCUUGAAAGCGCACCAGCGAACUCGCAGUCACUUAUCACACCUUAAGACACCAUAAAAUGGUUUUGAAGGAUACAAGAGAAUCCACAGAAUUUCAGCCACUUGAGGACACCUAAACACCAGGAGUAAAUGUGAAUAAAAUAUAGAAAUAUUUACUGCAAACAAAAGAAUAAACUUACUUGAAAUAGGUUUAUUCCUAAUCACUUUAGAUCAAAAACCUACACUCACGGAUGGGACAUGAGAACUACAUGGGGGUGAAUA
Acipenser ruthenus (sterlet) is the source of this 1040-nucleotide messenger RNA. RefSeq names its product zinc finger protein 420-like. NCBI's taxonomy places the organism in Eukaryota, Metazoa, Chordata, Actinopteri, Acipenseriformes, Acipenseridae. The coding region runs from base 1 to 837 and encodes 278 amino acids. Gene Ontology annotation, biological process: regulation of transcription by RNA polymerase II. Gene Ontology annotation, molecular function: RNA polymerase II cis-regulatory region sequence-specific DNA binding; DNA-binding transcription factor activity. The record is from RefSeq and is a predicted model, not a curated record. The transcript has 3 exons.